CCAUGUCCGCCCGCAUCAACAUCGCCCGCCCGGCCUCUGGAGGCUACAGUCCUGACCCACACGGUUUUGCCAACUCAAGACCCUCUGCCGGCUACAGAGCCGCGAAUCCCGAUGACCCCGUAGAGAAGAUCCGGGCAUUCGCGAGCCAGGUCGAGGACUACUCUGAAAUAUACUCCCAGCCUCUCAAACCGCACCUCCCGACCAUUGGACGGUUUCUGAUUGUUGGUACGUUCUUGGAGGACUCGCUGCGUAUCAUCACGCAAUGGGGCGACCAGCUUUGGUACCUCCAAAGACACCGUCAUUUUCCAUGGGGCAUUUCCCAUAUCUUCCUGAUCCUCAACGUCAUCACUAUGCUUGUUGGUUCGGGAGCCGUGAUCACGAAAAGAUACACUGAAUACGCGGUUGGCGGCCUUCUUGGUGUCGUCAUCAUCCAAGCAUUGGGUUAUGGCCUGAUUUUCGACCUCAACUUUUUCCUCCGUAACCUGAGUGUCAUCGGUGGUCUGUUGAUGGUCUUCAGCGAUUCGAUGUACUCGCGCAAGAAGCUCUUUGCUGGCCUCCCCACACUGUCAGAGAAUGACCGCAAGAAAUACUUCUUGCUCGCGGGCCGCGUUCUCCUCAUCUUCCUGUUCAUCGGGUUCAUCCUCCGUGGACAGUGGAGCAUUGCCCGGUUCUUUGUCUCCAUCAUCGGUCUUGUGGCAUGCAUUAUGGUUGCUGUCGGCUUCAAGGCGAAGUGGUCCGCGGCGUUCCUGGUCGUGACCUUGAGUAUCUUCAACGUUUUCAUCAACAACUGGUGGAGCGUCCACUCCGCCCACCCGCAACGCGACUUCCUUAAGUAUGACUUUUUCCAGACGCUAUCUAUCGUUGGUGGCCUUAUUCUCCUCGUCAACAUGGGCCCCGGUGGUCUGUCAGUGGACGAGAAGAAGAAGACCUACUAGGCGUCUACCGGCGUCAGAGUGGUGCGGUGCGCUGUCUGCAGAGGCGCGCAUCCCUCAAUAUGGGACAAGUGUACCCACCGUGGCACAUGGAAGGACCAGGGUAUGGUGGGGCAGCUGGUUUCUCUUGUAUCUUUCGCAAAAACAAGGCAUGGCGGGGACCGUUCUCCGAUAUGAUUAAUUUAGCUCUACCUUGCUGCCGACAUAGGCUACCCAGCGGUAUGAUCACCCCAUGACCAGGACAUGCACGCAAGCUCCGAUCGUAAUGUUAGAACAUUAAGCAUGAGCCUCGUGAGUGGUGCUAGUGGCUGAGGGAUCUCGGAGAUGAAU
Messenger RNA from Dichomitus squalens LYAD-421 SS1, 1262 nucleotides. Its product is annotated as SURF4-domain-containing protein. The record is from RefSeq and is a predicted model, not a curated record. Lineage: Eukaryota; Fungi; Basidiomycota; Agaricomycetes; Polyporales; Polyporaceae. The annotation marks the transcript as partial. Gene Ontology annotation, biological process: Golgi organization. Gene Ontology annotation, cellular component: endoplasmic reticulum-Golgi intermediate compartment; endoplasmic reticulum; membrane. The transcript has 7 exons.